AUUCACAUGGGGAAAAGGCCUUAUGAGUGUAGAGAAUGUGGAAAGUUCUUUAGUCAAAGUUCUCAACUUAUUGUGCACCAGAGAAUUCACACUGGAGCCAAGCCUUAUGAGUGUAGUGAAUGUGGGAAAACCUUCACAACUAAAAGCAACCUUAUUCAGCACCAGAGAGUCCACAUGGGAGAGAAGCCUUAUGUAUUCAGUGACUGUGGGAAAUGCUUUAGGUACAUCUCCAGCCUCAUUAAACAUAGAAGAAUUCACACUGGGGAAAGGCCUUAUGAGUGUAGUGAAUGUGGAAAGUUCUUUAGGCUAAGCUCCCAUCUCAAAGUCCACCAGAGAAUUCACACUGGAGCAAAGAUUUAUGAGUGCAGUGAACAUGGGAAACAUUUUAGCCAAAACUCUACUCUCACUUUGCACCAUAGAGUUCACAUUGAAGCAAGGCCUUAUAAGUGCAGUGAAUGUGGAAAACGUUUUACCCAAAGCUCUACUCUCAUUAAGUACCUGGGUUCACACUGGAGGAAAACCAUAUGAGUGCACUGAAGGAGGAGAAUUCUUUAGCCAAAGCACCCAGUUUACUCAACACUGAAAAGUUCAGGUCAUAGAAAGGCCUCACCUGUGCAGCAAAUGUGGAAAGGUUUUCUGUCAAAGGUCUGUGCUGACUGACUGCCAGAAACUUCACAGCCCAUUUAGACCCUGUGAGUGCAGUGAAUGUAGGAAAGCUUUCACCCAGAGGGCUAACCUCAUUGGACACCAGAAAGUUCAUACUGGGGAAAGGCCUUCAAAUGAGAACAGCGAAUGAGCUGUCACCUUCAUUAAUACAUUAUCCUGAAUAGGCUCUGUGAAGGAGUCCUCCACUGGAAGUUGAUGCCAUCCAUCUGCACAGCCCUACUGGAGAUUGCCUAUGAGUACUAGGUUUGCAGGAAGCUUUUAAUUGAAGAGGCUACACUCUACUUUCUGACCUCCCAGGGCCAUUGCCAGACUAAUGUCAGUGUGCGUUUCUUGCCUCUACAAAGUGGCAGAUCCCAAUAUUGGGCAUCAGUUACCUGUUUUCAGUGUAGAUAGAAUUUUGUGCUCUCCUAUCCCCUAAAAGGAAGCAUGAAUAGCCUGAGCACUUGGGUGUUGUCAUUCUCUUUGGUCCUGCCAAAUGCCUAGGACAGGACCUAAGCAGCUUUGACCAUGGUGAUUCAGUCCAGGUUCUCCUGGGGGCCUACAGAGUUUUACCUUCUUUGGUGGCAUUGUCUCAUGUCAUGCUCAGAAUGGAUUUUUCUGGGUCCAAGUCAUCCUCUUUGGGAACUAUCUCCCUCAGUUUCUCUUCUCUAUGCCAUAAUAAAGACUACUAUUUAAGCCAUCUUUCCUCUUGGGUUUGUUCACUGUCAGACUGGUGUUGAGAACCAAAUUGGACUGUUGGGAUGAAGAGGAACAAGUUUUGUGGGUGUUCCAAACUUUGUAUACCUCAGUGGGGAUAGUAUCAUCACAGAAAAUAGUUUUCACUGCAGUUUUGGUCUAAUUUGGAUUGUUGUCUGAGGCCUCCUGGGGUGGACUACAGGGCUCUGGGACUAAGGUUGAGUCCAGGGUAUCAGAAUUUCUGGUGCAUCCUGAGAUCACCCUGAGAUGAGAACCAGAUGUGAUUUUGGAGCAGCAUGAAUUGCUUUCUUUUUCUCAUGGGCUGUCACAUCAUGCCCCCAGUACUGUUCAAGAAAAGAAGUUUUCCAGGUCCAGCUAGAAAAGAGCCAUGUGCCAUAAUGUCCACAACACUGUAGGCUGGUGUUGCUGAGUGUUAGAUUACAGACAUCAGGUGGGAACCCUAUUUGGUACAGAAUCACUCAGGGAAUUAAUAGGGAGUGAGACACUAGCAAACAACAAGGAAUGAGCCUUUUCUAAAGCUGCAUCCACAAAUGUUCCUGUAACUGGCUGUUUAGGAUAAGGUUUUUGCAAAAAUUUUCAGGAGCUACAGAGUGAUCUCUCUCCUCCUGAGCCCACAGUCACUGUCAGGCUGAAUAAUGUAAAGGUUUUGGAAUCCCGUAGCAUCUGCAAAUUGUUUAUCUCAAGGCCGUUGCUGCACAGUGAAAACAAUGGGGAAUGAGAGUGGAAAUCGAGUAGUCCAGGCAUGUGAUUUUUAGGACCCAGGCUGUUCCUGGAUAACUCAAGUGGAAACACCUGUCAUUGCUCACAAGUCUUCAUUGCCCCUGUGACAGAAUCCCUCCCAUGGACACGGAUAUUUGAUGGGGUUAAUGUGUGGUUGCCAGAGUUCUACAAAAAGGAGAUGUAGCAAGGAGAUUCAGGUUUUUUGUGAAGCCAAUUUCUAUUGAAAUUUAAUUUAACUGUACAAUUGGUAUGCACUGGCCAGAACAUAUCUAAAAUGCACUGCUUGGUAAGUUUUAAUACUUGUAAAGCCACAGAACUAUCAUCGUAACAUACAUCACUCCCAUAUCUACCUUCUGACAUCCCUCCUAGGACUUCCAGGCACUACUAUUGACUUAUGUCCCAUUCAAGUAGUGUUUUCUAGACUUUUAAUGUCAUUGGAGUCUUAAUGUUUACUUUUGUAUUUGUCUUUUUCUAUCUCCAUGCAUAGUUACUUUGAGAAUCAUCUAAGUUGCUGAUGUGAAUAAUUCUUUUUUUUUUCCUGGUAAAUAUACUUUUCGGAUAUACCAUUAUUUCACUGUUUAUCCAUUCAUCUGUUAAAUGAUGGGGGUUUUUGGUUUAUUUCCUGUUUCUCUCACAGAUAAGCUUACUGUGAACUUGUAUAUAAAAUUCUUUAUAUGAACAUAUAGUUUUAUAUUCUAAAAUGAGUGACUGUACCCAUAUGCAUUCCCAUCAACAGUAUGGGAGCAUUCCAGUUCCCCCAUAUUCCUCACCAGUACUUGUUCAGUAUGGUCAGUGUUUCGAAUAUUAGCUGUUUUAAAAGUGUUGAGACAUAUCUCACUAUGGUCUGAUUACAUUUCCCUACUAAUUCAUGAUAUUGAACAUUUUUUGUGUUCCUUUGCCAGGUGUAUGUCUUCUUUGACAAAAUGUCUGUUUUCUUAUUAGUA
Messenger RNA from Hippopotamus amphibius kiboko, 3026 nucleotides. RefSeq names its product zinc finger protein 154-like. The transcript has a single exon. The record is from RefSeq and is a predicted model, not a curated record. The coding region runs from base 7 to 528 and encodes 173 amino acids. Gene Ontology annotation, biological process: regulation of transcription by RNA polymerase II. NCBI's taxonomy places the organism in Eukaryota, Metazoa, Chordata, Mammalia, Artiodactyla, Hippopotamidae. Gene Ontology annotation, molecular function: DNA-binding transcription factor activity, RNA polymerase II-specific; RNA polymerase II cis-regulatory region sequence-specific DNA binding.